Molecule: messenger RNA, 344 nt
Organism: Perkinsus marinus ATCC 50983
Lineage: Eukaryota; Perkinsozoa; Perkinsida; Perkinsidae
Exons: 5
Source: RefSeq, a predicted model, not a curated record
AUGAGGACUUUACUUGAAGAGAACAAGCAAGAAAUCCCACAAUGGUUCACAAGUCUAGUACAAGAGACCACUAGUGCUCCUGGCCGCUUCGGCAGAGGUGGCAAGGGUAGAGGUGGAGGACGUAGUGGCGGUGGAUUCGCUAGUAGAGAUGUCCGUCAACCUACUGGUCGUGGAGACUUCCAACGAUAUGAGCACAGGAGUGCGGGCUUUCUCGGCAGGCCUGGUGUAGCGCCUCCGGCCCCAGUGGUAAACACUCGCGCUGCAGCGAUGCACCAGAAACCUGCUGUUAGACCGCAAGCGGCUCGAACCGUUACUCCUCCUGAAGACUCGUGGGCUGAUGCUUG